This is a messenger RNA of Raphanus sativus (radish), 2329 nucleotides long. RefSeq names its product cysteine-rich receptor-like protein kinase 34. The record is from RefSeq and is a predicted model, not a curated record. Bases 138 to 2099 code for a protein of 653 amino acids. Gene Ontology annotation, molecular function: protein kinase activity; ATP binding. Gene Ontology annotation, biological process: protein phosphorylation. The transcript is spliced from 7 exons. NCBI's taxonomy places the organism in Eukaryota, Viridiplantae, Streptophyta, Magnoliopsida, Brassicales, Brassicaceae.
ACAUAGGGAAAUACAUCACUUUUAUCUAAUUGUUCUUAAAAUGAUUGUGAUAAGUCUUUGUCGUUCUUUAUGAUUUCUGUUUCUUGGAUGGGAAAUGAACAUUCCAAAACUAGUUCCAUCUAUACAUAGCUUUUGAGAUGAGCAAGAAGGUAACACAAGACUUGUCAACAACCCUCUGGGUGUUGGUCAACCUAAGCAUUCUUGGUGUUCUCCAUGCUCAAUCAUGCUUGGAAAAUGGUUACUUCCGACCAGAAAGCCUGUACGCAAUUAACCAUCGACUCAUCCUCGCUUCUCUUCCCACUACCGUUUCAUCUCAAGACGGCUUCUACGCAUCAUCCGUCGGUCAAGAUCCGGAGAAGUCAUACGCACUAGGGAUGUGCAUCCCCGGUGCUGAGUCGGACCUCUGUUCAGUUUGCGUCAAGGCUGCGUCUGAUGGGUUGUUACAGCGCUGUCGAAAUCACACAGAAGCUUUCUGGUGGCGUGGCGAUAACGAGACCCUUUGUCUCGUCCGCUACUCAAACCGUUCUUUUGUGGGAUCGCUCGAUUUGCAGCCAUCGUUAGUUGUGAACAACUCAAGAGAAUUAUUGGGGUUGAAUUUGACGGAACUUGCCGACCAAAUGAUAGAAACGUUACCAUCAACUUCUGAUUCGUAUGCGGCUAAGACAAAACCAGUGUCGAACUCCCAAGAUGUGUACGCGUUGAUGCAGUGCACGUCAGACAUAUCUCCAGAGGAUUGCAAGACGUGUCUUAUCCAAAGCUUAAGCGAGUACCAAUCAUGUUGCGUUGGAAAGCAAGGUGGUGCUGUUUCUCGGCCCAGCUGUUAUUUCCGGUGGGAUCUUUAUCCAUUUUCUGGAGCUUUUGGUAAAAAUACUCUGUCACCUGCGUCUUCACCCCCACCAGUAGAUCUGACUAAUAAAGAAUCAGGGGAUGCACAAACAAAACAGGGGAAGUUUGCAAUGAUUGUCACUGUGGUGUCUGUUGUUGUGAUCCUGGUUCUGCUUCUUCUAUUGUUUUGUUUAUGGAGGAGAAUUAAGUUACGGAGAGCAAAUGAACUUGGAAAUGUUACCAGUUCAAGCUCACUACGAUUUGACUUUAAGACGAUUGAAGCUGCAACAAAUCAGUUUUCAGAGAGAAACAAGAUAGGUCGAGGAGGAUUUGGUGACGUUUACAAGGGUACGUUUCAAGACGGAACAGAACUUGCUGUGAAGAGGUUGUCCAAAACAUCAGGACAAGGCGAUGAAGAGUUUAAGAACGAGGUUGUUCUUGUAGCCAAACUUCAGCACCGAAAUCUUGUUAGGCUUGUUGGGUUUUGCGUCCAAGGAGAAGAAAAAUUACUCAUUUACGAGUAUGUGCCCAACAAAAGCCUUGAUUAUUUCUUGUUUGAUCCAACGAAGCGACAUCAGUUGGAUUGGGAAAAACGAUUCAAAAUCAUUGUAGGCAUUGGUCGAGGAAUUCUUUAUCUUCAUCAAGAUUCGCGACUCACAAUUAUACAUAGAGACCUCAAAGCUGGUAAUAUUCUCUUAGAUUCUGACAUGAAUCCGAAGAUUGCAGAUUUUGGCAUGGCAAGGAUUUUUGGAAUGGAACAAACUCAAGCCAACACGAGACGGGUCGUUGGAACCUAUGGUUACAUGCCUCCAGAGUACGCAAUGCGCGGGCAAUUCUCCGUGAAGACAGAUGUAUAUAGUUUUGGAGUAUUAGUUCUUGAGAUAAUAAGUGGGAAGAGGAACAGCAGCUUCAGUAGGACGGAUGGUGGCAUCGACAAUUUGGUCACGUUUGCUUGGACACUUUGGAAAAAUGGAUCAGCAUUAGGACUCCUGGAUGAAACAAUGGAAUCUAAUUACCAGAGGAUAGAAGUGAUUAGAUGCAUACAAAUUGCUCUCUUAUGUGUUCAAGAACAACCUGCACACCGCCCUAGUUUCUCAACGAUUAUAUCUAUGCUCAAUAGUAAGACAAUGUCUUUACGGGUUCCUCGACAACCAGGAUUUUUCUUACGGGACAAUCCUAAUAAUCAGAACCAAGAAUCUACUGGUGAGCGGUCAAGCAACAAUAAUAUUUUCUCUGUGGAUAACGCAACCAUUACUGAUAUAUAUCCUCGAUGAACGAUGAAACCAAAACUUCACAACCAAACAAAUAAAGAUGAUGAGAAGGAAGCUGGUUAAUUUUCUGUUUUCUGAGUAAAUAUUCAUUAAAGUCGUUCACGUUAAUCUUAAGGUCUCGAUUGCUUCUUUAAUGUAAUACAUUUAUUGUGUGUUAUGCUAUAAAUGAACGAUCGAUAGGUUUGAACAUACUAAGCAACAUUUCUCUGUUAACUAUAAACUAGAUUAAGAUC